Molecule: messenger RNA, 1372 nt
Organism: Rhizophagus irregularis DAOM 181602=DAOM 197198
Lineage: Eukaryota; Fungi; Glomeromycota; Glomeromycetes; Glomerales; Glomeraceae
Cellular component (GO): cytosol
Source: RefSeq, a predicted model, not a curated record
GGACACGUAUAAAUAAACACUGAGAAGUUUGUAAAGUAAUUUAUCAAAAAUUUUUCUUUUGAUAAAAUGGCUAAAGACACUUCUUCCCCCACCAAAACCGGUAUUGCUCUCGAUGAUUAUGUUUUAUUGGGUAAUAGUGGACUAAGAGUUUCUCCGUUAUGUCUUGGCGCUAUGACUUUUGGUGAAUCAUGGGGAUUAGGUUCUAAUAAUGAGGAAUCAAAAAAAGUUUUUGAUCAUUAUUUUGAAAAAGGCGGGAACUUUAUUGAUACCGCCUGCAAUUACAACUUUGGUGAAAGCGAACGUUUUCUUGGGGAAUACGUUGCCGGUAAGCGGUCCGAUGUCGUAAUUGCAACGAAAUAUACAGCGAAUGUAACUAGUAUGCAAAAGAGUAUGAAAAAGGAUGUGAGAUACAAUCCAAAUUCUGGUGGAAACCAUCGAAAAAGUCUUGUGGAAAAUUUGGAUGCAAGUUUGAAACGAUUGAAUAUGAGUUAUGUUGACAUCUUAUACGUUCACUUUUAUGAAUAUCGAACUCCAAUUGAAGAAUUUAUGAGAUCAUUAGAUGAUACCGUUCGAAGUGGAAAAGCUUUGUAUGUCGCUAUAAGCGAUACUCCAUCUUGGGCACUUUCUCGUUCUAAUACUAUAGCUGAUCUACGCGGAUGGAGCCAAUUCAUUGGACUUCAAACACGUUAUAAUCUAUUGGAUCGAUCGAUGGAAUUUGAUUUACAACCUGCUUGUGCUGAACAUAAUAUUGGAAUUAUUCCAUGGGGUGUCGUUGCAGAAGGAUUUCUUACCGGAAAAUAUACGAGGGAACAAACCGCUGAUGCAAAAUCGGAAUUUCGUAAUAUGCAAAUCGUAAAACAUUCAAAAUCUGAUAAAAAUUGGAAAAUCUUGGAUGAAGUUAAUGCCAUUGCAAAAGAAAUUGGGAGAUCUCCUGUUCAGGUUACUUUGAAUUGGACUAUGCAAAAACCCGGUAUUACUUCUCCUUUAAUUGGUGCUAGAAAUAUCGGUCAACUCGAAGAAAAUCUUAAAUCACUUGAAUUCAAAUUGACACCUGAACAAAUGAAAAGACUUGAUGAUGUUUCUGAACCAAGUGAAGUUCCAUUUCCUUACGGGUUCUUUGAUAUGGUGGAUUUAAAUCUUGGAAAAAACAUUAAUAUUCCAACUAGAUUUGAAUCCCUUGCGGCUAAAUAUGACUUUGGAACUUAUCGUAGCUUAUUUUAACAAAGAUAGUUAAAGGGUCAUUUGUAUUUCAUAAUUAAUCUAGUAAUUAUAUUAUUGUAACCAAUUUUAUUAUAUUAAUAUUUCGUUUUAUUUUUUGUAUUUUUUAUUUUUAAUAAAUACAUAAUUUUGUACAAAAUGAAAAUUUUAUUUA